Messenger RNA from Drosophila grimshawi, 3337 nucleotides. RefSeq names its product solute carrier family 41 member 2. Lineage: Eukaryota; Metazoa; Arthropoda; Insecta; Diptera; Drosophilidae. Gene Ontology annotation, biological process: monoatomic cation transport. Bases 183 to 2168 code for a protein of 661 amino acids. Gene Ontology annotation, cellular component: plasma membrane. The record is from RefSeq and is a predicted model, not a curated record. The transcript is spliced from 8 exons. Gene Ontology annotation, molecular function: monoatomic cation transmembrane transporter activity.
GUUUGAAUAUUAGUUAAUGAGUUUCCAUUGCGCAACUGAGAAUACUCACAGCAAAAGCACACAGUCGCAAUUUUGGCUUUGACUAUCGCUGCAACACACGCUUGAAGCGAAGUACACCCACAAACACACACCUACACGCACUUUAACACACACGCACACACAGAAAAGCGACCAAUGCAAAAAUGUCGCAACCACACGAACCGCAGACGCCUGACGUGCCACACAAUCAGAACACAAAUACAGACACCGACCACAGCAGCACAGAUUACAACAACACAUCCCACACACCACCCAGCCCAUCCAUACCAAAUGAGCUGAAGCAGCGACAGAAACCAUCGCUCUCACCGCUGAAUGUGCGACGACUUUCCUCUUAUGCCGCUCACAAUGAUGCCGCCGAUUUUGGGGCUGAUGAUGGUGUGGCGCCACCAUCGUCCACUACCAUCACAAUCAAUACGAUCAGCAACAACAACAAUAACACCAACACCAACAACAAUAACAACACAUCAUCAACAACGUCCUCAUCAUAUGCUACGCCACCAACAUACCAACAGCAAUUGUCAACAAUGACCACAACGACGCCGCUCGAUGCGGCCGUGGAUGAUAAAUACAAGUUAUUUACCAUUUACAAUGGAAACGACCCCGACAAUGAGAAGUUGUCCGGCCUUCCCCAUUCAACAACUGGUUCACUAAGCUCAAUCAUCACGACGUCUAUAGCAUCCUCCGAACCGGAUCCUGGUGCGGCGGGCAGCGGCGGAGGUGGAGGAAGUGGAGGUGGAGGACAUGGCGGCAACAGUGGAUCUGGCGCUCUGGUGGCAGCAGACGCAUCCAGCAUUGCCGGCAUCAAUGGCAGCUCCGAGGAGAAGUUGGCUUUAAAUCGGCCCGGCAUCAAACAAGAGAAAUGGUCAACCAUAUUAUUGCAGGUGUCCAUACCGUUCUUUCUGGCCGGCAUUGGCACCAUUGGAGCGGGAAUUGUACUUGGACGCGUCGAGAAAUGGUACGUCUUCCAGAACGUGAGCGAACUGUUUAUUUUGGUGCCAGCGCUGCUGGGCCUUAAGGGUAAUCUGGAUAUGUGUCUCGCCUCGCGCCUCUCCACGCAGGUCAACCUUGGGAACAUGACGUCGCGGUCGAAUGUGGUGCGCAUGAUUGUCGGAAAUAUUGCAUUGGUACAGGUGCAGGCAACGGUAGCCUCAUUUCUUGUGGCUAUGUUUGCCACGAGCGUGGGUGCGGCUAUGACCGGUAACUUUUACUUUGAGAAUGUGAUGCUGCUGACCGCAUCGGCCAUGUUUACGGCUACUUCGUCGUGCUUUGUGUUGGAUUUUGUGCUGGUGGCUGUGAUUCUGUUCUCUCAAAAGUAUCGCCUUAAUCCGGAUAACCUGGCCACGCCACUGGCUGCCUCCAUUGGAGAUGUUGUGUCAAUCAGUUUGCUGUCGUUUAUUGCCUCGCUGCUCUAUGACCACAUAAAGACCCAUCUGUGGAUCACUUUCAUUGUGGUUACCUGCUAUCUGGUGCUGCUGCCCAUGUGGGUUCUUAUUGUUCUGAAGAAUGAGUAUACACGGCCGGUGUUGAAGAGCGGUUGGGUGCCAGUGCUGUCAGCGCUCUGCAUCAGCGGGCUCGGUGGUCUCGUGUUGGACGCCGCUGUGGAGGUCUUCAAUGGUUUUGUCGUCUUCCAGCCGAUCAUUAACGGCAUUGGCGGCAAUCUGGUGUCGGUACAGGCCAGCAAGAUAUCGACCAUGUUGCAUCAGAGCUCAAUUAUUGGCAUUAUACCACCGCACACGAAAGUCGUCGAGUGGCCAUGGCGAGCACUCUUCAAGGGCGUGCCCUAUGCAAAAACGGCCCGCAUACUUAUCGCCAUGUCCAUACCAGGCAACAUAUUGUUCAUCUUUGUGGCCGAUUACAUAAACAUGAAUGCGACGACUGUAACGUGGGUGUUUAUGCUAUCCUAUUUAUUGGCCAGUUUGAUACAGGUAAUGCUGCUGCUCUACAUUGCGCACAUCAUUGUGCACGCCAUGUGGAAAUGGAAGAUCGAUCCGGACAACUCCUCCAUACCAUAUCUGACGGCGCUGGGCGAUCUGCUGGGCAGCAGUUUGCUGGCUCUCGCUUGGCUCUUUACAAUGUCGGUGAACAAGCAAUACGGCUCCAAUAUGGAUACACUGAAUGCGCCCAACUAGCAAAACUUCACUAACACGAUAGUUGCCUACAUACAUAAUCUACAUAGCUGUGGGGCCGCAUCCUUUUUGAUGGCGCCCAGUUUAUUAGUUAGCACGCAAUAGGAUAAUGCAAAUUUGGGAUAAUAUGAAAUUGCAUGUAAAGCAACUCAAUACAAAGAACUGUAAUGUACCUAAAUUCAAACAUAGAAAACUUACACGUACACAAAACAACGAUGAUAGACAUCAAAAGCACACACACACACAUAUAUAUAUAUUUAUAUAUAUAUAUAUAUAGCACAUAAAACCACACACACGACGACACAAAACCCAAAACAAAAAGACAAAAGACCUAUUCAAAUAUUUGUAAAAUAUUUCGAAUGUUUAAAUUGAGGAUGAACCAUUUCUUUUUGUAGCUUUCACAUGGCUUUUGCUUGUGUUCCUUUGCUCUACCAAGGCAUGUACGAGUAUAUAUUGUAAAUUUUGGGCGAUCUGACCUGUUAAGCCACAUGGCAGAGCGCUACGUAAUAGUUUUUUUUUAAGGCUUUUAGGACAAUAUUAUACACAUACAAAUGGACUCCAAUGGGAGCUAAGUGCAUAUAACUUGUGCAACUUAAAACCAAACUAUCGGAUUUUCAUUUUUGUUGUCUUUUGUUUUCAUAGUGCACAGUUUUCCUUAAUCAGCAAAAUUAAAAAUAAUUUACACUGAAAAUAGACUUAAAUAUGGCCUACUUAAUUUUUAUAUAAUACAAUCUAUAGUAUUAGCGUUGAUUUGAUUUUUGCAAAUCUCGCUUUAUUGUUUUAAACAUAUAAAUAUUUUUUUCCUAAUAUUAGAAACGAAUUUUUUUUGCUUAGCACACCACCCAAAACCACAAUAAAUCCAUAUUUAUUACCUCUGCUAUAAAAGACCCAAGUGCAACCUUUUUUUUUUCUUUUAAUAAUAUAAGUAAAACAUAAUUGUAUUUGUAUGUAUUUAAAACCAGAAUGUAAUAUAAUGUAUCUAAUUAUUAUUGUUUGUGCGUUACGUAAAGCGAACAGGGAAAGUUGAGACGUUCUGAAAGGAAAUGUGAUCGAUAUUUAAUUAAAAUAAUAAUAAUUAUAAACUAAUGUAAUUCAUAUACAUAGCAUGAUUAUUGUGUAACAAUAAUUAAAAUUAAUUAAUAUGUUGGAAUAAACGAAGGAAGUUUUGUGAA